Messenger RNA from Aureococcus anophagefferens, 600 nucleotides. RefSeq lists its product as hypothetical. Gene Ontology annotation, biological process: protein peptidyl-prolyl isomerization; protein folding. Gene Ontology annotation, molecular function: peptidyl-prolyl cis-trans isomerase activity. The coding region runs from base 1 to 600 and encodes 199 amino acids. The record is from RefSeq and is a predicted model, not a curated record. Lineage: Eukaryota; Pelagophyceae; Pelagomonadales; Pelagomonadaceae. Gene Ontology annotation, cellular component: intracellular membrane-bounded organelle. The transcript has a single exon.
AUGUUCAAGCUCGCCGCCGCCACCGUCGCCCUCGUCGCGGGCCUCGCGCUCCUCGCCCCGGCGACGGCGGACCUCGAGGCGAUCACGCACAAGGUCUAUUUCGACGUCGAGAUCGACGGCGUCUCGGCCGGGCGCAUCGUCAUGGGCCUCUUCGGCGACACCGUGCCCAAGACCGUGGAGAACUUCCGCGCCCUGUCGACCUGCGAGAAGGGCGUGGGCAAGAGCGGCAAGGAGCUCUGCUACAAGAACUCGAUCUUCCACCGCGUGAUCCCCAACUUCAUGCUCCAGGGCGGCGACUUCACGCACGGCACGGGCACGGGCGGCGAGUCCAUCUACGGCAUGAAGUUCAAGGACGAGAACUUCAAGAUCAAGCACGGCGAGGCGGGCUACCUGUCCAUGGCCAACGCGGGCAAGGACACGAACGGCUCGCAGUUCUUCAUCACGACGAUCAAGACGUCGUGGCUCGACGGCAAGCACGUCGUCUUCGGCAAGGUCAUCGAGGGCAUGGACGUCGUCAAGGCCGUCGAGAAGAUGGGCUCCCAGUCCGGCAAGACGAAGAAGAAGGUCGUCAUCGCGGACUCGGGCGAGAUCGCCGUCUAG